AUGUCCACCACCCCCCCGUUGAUGCCCGAGCUGCCCGUGCUCAACAACGACGCCUCCAUGCUCACCAAGCGCUUCGGCAAGGAGGUCAUAAACUACUACGCCGGCAGCCGCCUCAACCGCUACUCAUUCCUGCGCUCCGACUCGCUCCUCCUGCGCGCCGCCGUCGCCAGCCCCUCGGCCCGCUUCCUGGCCCUGCAUAAUCUCGCGCCCCUCGUCGCUGACAAGCGCACCCUCGCCCUCCUCACCUACGACGACGUCAAGCCCCUGAUAGGCACAGAUCUCUACAGCGUAAGCGAUGCGGACGCCAUAAAGCAGUUUGACUCGGCCGUGAGGCGGCCACAGGUCAUCUUCCUCGGCACCCUCGAGAGCGGCGACCAGGAUCCCGAGUUUGAGACGGAGAAGCACGGCGGCGUCAGGGGCCAGCCUUUCUUCGCGGUUGAUGUGACUCCCAAGGGGGACUACGCCGACGCCGCGACGGCGCUCCUGAAGCAGCAGGAGGAAAAGGGCAUGAAGCUGCAAACCGAUUCGCGCAGCAUGACGCUACACGCAGAGGCCGCUUCCAUGUACGCCCAGGCGAGAUCCAUGAUGGACUGGAACGCCCGCCAUCCCUUCUGCGCCGGCUGCGGUACCCCCAACCUGUCCAUCGAGGCCGGCUACAAGCGCACCUGCCCGCCCUCCGAUCUCAGGGGCACCUCCGAGGCCCACGCCCGCGAGGACUGCCCGACCCGCCACGGCGUGUCCAACGUUUGCUUCCCGCGCUCCGACCCGACCAUGAUCGCCGCCGUUGUGUCCGCCGACGGCCAGCGCAUCCUGCUCGGCCGCCAGUCCCGUUACCCGCCGCACUGGUACAGCACCCUCGCCGGCUUCCUCGAGCCCGGCGAGUCCGUCGAGGAGGCCGUCCGCCGCGAGGUCUGGGAAGAGGCCGGCGUGCGCGUCGGCAGGGUCGUCAUCCACUCAACCCAGCCCUGGCCGUAUCCCUCCACGCUCAUGCUCGGCGCCAUCGCCCAGGCGCUGCCGGGCCAGGAGGAGAUCUCCCGCAACGAUCAGGAGCUGGAGGACGCGAGGUGGUUUACUGUGGAAGAGGUGCGCGACGCACUCAGCAAGGGAACAAGCGCUCUGAGCGGCCCGACGCCGGAGGGAUACAAGGAGGGCAGCCUGCGAGUCCCGCCGCCUCAAGCCAUUGCCAACCGUCUCAUGACCGCCGUGGUUGAGGGUUACGUAUCAGGCACGCCCAAGAUAUAG
Molecule: messenger RNA, 1242 nt
Organism: Purpureocillium lilacinum
Lineage: Eukaryota; Fungi; Ascomycota; Sordariomycetes; Hypocreales; Ophiocordycipitaceae
Product: NADH pyrophosphatase
Biological process (GO): NAD+ catabolic process; NADP+ catabolic process
Cellular component (GO): peroxisome; cytosol
Molecular function (GO): metal ion binding; NADH pyrophosphatase activity
Source: RefSeq, a predicted model, not a curated record